This is a messenger RNA of Melampsora larici-populina 98AG31, 489 nucleotides long. RefSeq lists its product as uncharacterized. NCBI's taxonomy places the organism in Eukaryota, Fungi, Basidiomycota, Pucciniomycetes, Pucciniales, Melampsoraceae. The transcript has a single exon. Bases 1 to 489 code for a protein of 162 amino acids. The record is from RefSeq and is a predicted model, not a curated record.
AUGACCGAUCAAGUCAAAUCCCGAGUUUUUGGUGACCAAAUUCAAAAGUACUCCCAGAUCAUGAACAACGCUCUGAGCAAGUAUAAAGUUUCAGAUGAUCUUACCGAUGAAAAUUACAUCGAGUGGAGCCAGUCCUUGAUGGAAGUUUUUCGUUCACUUGAAUUUCACAACUAUUUUAAAAUUGAGAACUACCGAAAACCUGCUUUAUCUGAUGAAGAACACGAGAAGACCAGGUUUAAUCUUACCACCUUCGUUCUCCACCGAUUGGACUCAACCAAUAAAGUCAGAACCCGAAAUCAUUUAACGGAUCCCAAAGACGCCUGUGAAAUCAUAUACGAUCCUUAUGUUUGCUGGAAGUUUCUCAAAACUUAUCAUAAUCGUGUCUCCAAGGACAAGCUUGAAGCGGUCACAAGGACUUUGUACGCUUGUCAAAUUUCGAAAACGGAAUCUCUUUCAGUCUUUGUCGAUAAAUUUGAAAACCUAGUUUGA